AUAUAUAAGGAAUUGCGCGUGGACUCAAUGGUUGUUGCAUUACAUUCUCACUUCCUUCUCCUUGUUUGUUUCCUUCACUGAGGAGUUUGGAUUUCGGAGAAGAACAGAAUCUUGGAGGAACAAUUUCUGAUAGAAUGAGGCCGGCCAUUUUCCUGCAUUUUUUCUUUGGAACAUUGGCCUGUUUGAGUCUCCUCUGUGUUAUAGCAGAGGACCCAUCUAGAUAUUACACAUGGACAGUCACAUAUGGAACAAUUUCUCCUCUUGGGUCUCCUCAACAGGUUAUCCUUAUUAAUGGACAGUUUCCUGGUCCUACGAUUGAUUGUGUGACCAAUGACAACAUUAUUGUUACUGUCAUCAACAAGUUGGAUAAACCUUUCCUCAUUACAUGGAAUGGGAUUAAACAGAGAAAGACCCCAUGGCAAGAUGGAACGCUUGGCACCAAUUGUCCAAUCCCACCAAACUCAAACUGGACAUACAAGUUCCAGACAAAGGAUCAGAUAGGAACCUACUCCUACUUCCCUUCAACUCUAAUGCAUAGAGCUGCUGGAGGUUUUGGGGGUUUCAAUAUUGCGUCCAGGUCUGUGAUACCGAUUCCAUAUCCUAUACCAGUUGAAGAAUUCACUCUACUUGUUAGCGAUUGGUACAACUCUUCCCACAAGGCCUUGCAGACCAAAUUGGACUCGGGUAUUCCUCUUCCACUUCCUAAUGCUCUUCUGAUAAAUGGGCUUCCUAGUGGUUCCACUUUUUUCACCGGUGAAAAAGGGAAAACCUACAAGUUUAGGGUUUCAAAUGUGGGCAUAUCAACUUCAAUCAAUUUUAGGAUUCAGGGCCACACAAUGACACUCGUUGAAGUAGAAGGAGCUCAUACAGUGCAGGACGUUUAUGACUCCCUGGAUGUUCAUGUGGGUCAAUCUGUUGCUGUCCUGGUUACCUUGCAUGCUACGGUCAAGGAUUAUUUCAUCGUGGCCUCGACCCGGUUCACAAAGCCCGUCCUCACUGCUACUUCAUUUCUUAAGUAUGCUGGUUCCAGGACCCCUGCCUCUGAGCCAUUGCCAAUUGGUCCAACUUAUCAGAUUCACUGGUCAAUGAUGCAGGCAAGGACCAUCAGACGGAAUUUGACUGCAAAUGCAGCCAGGCCAAACCCUCAAGGGUCAUUCCAUUAUGGGACCAUACCGAUACAAAGGACACUCAUUUUAGCCAACUCUGCAACUAAGAUCAAUGGAACCCUAAGAUAUGCUAUUAAUGGGAUCUCCUAUGUCAACCCCGCAACCCCAUUGAAGCUUGCUGACUAUUAUAACAUCUCGGGUGUCUUCAAGUUAAACUCCAUCAAGGAUACUCCUCCUUCUGGCCCUGCAGUUUUCGGCACCUCUGUCAUAGGAACUACCCUUCAUGACUUCAUAGAAAUUGUCUUCCAGAACAAUGAGACCACUCUCCAAUCUUGGCAUCUUGAUGGUUAUACUUUCUGGACUGUCGGAUUUGGCUCCGGCCAGUGGACGCCUGACAUGAGGAGGCGCUACAAUCUGGCUGAUGCUAUUAGUAGACACACUGUCCAGGUAUACCCCAAUUCUUGGAGUGCAGUUCUGGCAUCUUUGGACAACAAAGGCAUGUGGAACUUGAGGUCUGCAAUAUGGUCACGGCAGUAUCUAGGACAGCAAUUUUAUAUCAGAGUAUGGAGCAACGAAACGAGCUUGUUUACUGAGUAUGAUGUUCCUGAUAAUGCAUUGUACUGUGGCAAGGCCAAGCGCCCAUAAAAUUACCUUGAUGUGUUAGUUCUUUCAUUGUUAUUACUAUUAGUUUUUUUCUUUCUUUCAUUUUCAGUUACGAGGGUGUGACUGUCGGUAAAAAGGAAAAAGGGGGGUCAAUAAGCUUAGAAAGAGGGACAAUAUUGAAGAAAAUUUUAGUUGUCAUUGUGUUAAGAUUUCUUCCUAUUCAUAAUCAUAAUAAUAUUUUCCUUACUUUGUCUGAUCA
Molecule: messenger RNA, 1968 nt
Organism: Vitis riparia (riverbank grape)
Lineage: Eukaryota; Viridiplantae; Streptophyta; Magnoliopsida; Vitales; Vitaceae
Product: L-ascorbate oxidase homolog
Exons: 9
Coding region: 135-1751 (538 amino acids)
Molecular function (GO): copper ion binding; oxidoreductase activity
Source: RefSeq, a predicted model, not a curated record